UAGACAUACGUUUUAGCGGGCGAAUUUUGGUUUUAGUGGCUAGUGGAUUUUCCUAGUGGUUUCGAAAACGUUUACCUUAUAAAGGAAUAUUUUGUCAUUAUGUAGGCAACUCUGUAAAAUGCGCUCUUAAAUAAAUAAAAUAUUGAGAUAAGACUUAGCUUAAAUUUUUAUCAGGCCAUAAAAAAAUAGAAUAAACUGUUGGCGAUGAGAGAUAUGGAAUGUUAUGAAUGACAUGACAUACAUAACCAUAAAAAAAUAGUUAUAAAAUAGGUUAGUUACAUACUUUUCUAUUAAUUCAAUUAGACAAAAAAGGACUUGUAGUUUAAAGUUUGAGGUAAUUCAGGUUAUCGCAGACAUUCCAAAAUCAAAAUGGAACAGGAAGUACCAUCACUAAGCCCACAGUGUAAGUUCUUUGUAUUACGAAAGAAGCGAUUUUGUCGUAUGACGGUGCGCCCUGGAUGGAAUUACUGUGGAGAACACCAACCUCAGAUAAACACAAAAGAUGGAAAGGAUGAAAAGCGAAUACCUUGUCCAAAUGACAAUAAACAUACAUGCUAUGCAAGCAAGCUACAAAAGCACCUCACCAUAUGUAAUGCUCGUCAGCAAGAAGUGCCACCUUAUAUUAAAUACAAUGUUAAUGCUCCACCUGAAACCAAUCCUUUAAAACAACCACUUUCAGAAAUACCAUCCACUCAGAUUGAUCAAAUUAUAAAUAAAGUUAAUCUGCUAUUUGACACAUAUCUUAAUGGUAAAAUAGACACUUUGCCCGAAAGAGAAAUUCAUCCAGCUGUAAUGGAUGAAUUUCUAACAGAAGGAAGAACAGAGAGUUCUUUACGUCACUUAAGACAGGCAUCAAAGUUAAUGCAUAUAAUGGAAGAUGAAAGUUUAGUCAAAGACCAUACCUGUUAUGUUGAACUUGGUGCUGGCAAAGGACAUCUGUCAUAUUUUGCAUGGCAUGCUUGGUGUCCAGCCACAAGUGGCAGCUCCAUUUUGUUGGUAGAGAGAGCCUCACUUAGACACAAGCGAGAUAACAAGAUCCGGAACUUGCUUGACAAUUCAAAUAAAGUAGAAAACAUUGUCCAAAAAUUGAGUCCCGAAUUAUGUACUAAAAACGAAAUGGGCUCACAUAAGAAUAUUAACAAUUAUGGCAAUAAGGAUGACUGUUGUGAAACAAAAUCAGGUCAAAAUCAGUCGGGUAAUAAUAAUAUCAACGAAGAAUCCUUCAGAUUAAGAGCAGAUUUAGCUCACUUGAUAUUAGAUCUUGUUCCAGCCGUACAGAAAACUGAAAGUAUCGUAGGCUUUGCUAAACAUUUGUGUGGAGUAGCUACAGAUUUCUCGUUGCGCUGUCUCUCAUCGGCCAAUACGUUGCCAAAAACUCGUGGUAUACUCAUAGCCACUUGCUGCCACCACCGCUGCAGCUCAAACGGAUAUGUGGCUCACAAACAUCUGAUGGAAUUGGGAAUAGACAAAAGAGAGUUUAACAUAAUGACAGGUAUCGUCUCGUGGGCCACUUGCGGGGAUGGGCGCAGCCGGGACAAACGAGGGGAGCGAAUCGCCGCCGCCGACGUCGCGAGUCUCUCUCGGCGGCGGCGGGAAGAAGUCGGCCGUCGAGCCAAGGCCAUCCUCGACUGGGGCCGAGUGCUCUACCUCAAAGAGUGCGGUUUCGACGCUCGACUGACCUACUUUAUCCCCGACUCGGUCUCACUUGAAAACCUUUGUAUCGUAGCUAAAAAGAAUUGAAAUAUACAACAAUUUAUUGCAAA
This is a messenger RNA of Pieris rapae (cabbage white), 1763 nucleotides long. Its product is annotated as tRNA:m(4)X modification enzyme TRM13 homolog. Gene Ontology annotation, biological process: tRNA methylation. Bases 370 to 1740 code for a protein of 456 amino acids. The record is from RefSeq and is a predicted model, not a curated record. NCBI's taxonomy places the organism in Eukaryota, Metazoa, Arthropoda, Insecta, Lepidoptera, Pieridae. The transcript has 7 exons.